AUGAGCUCUGGGGUGACUGGAUUCAGCCUCUUACCUCCACGGAGACAGAAACCUGCAGCAGGAGUGGCAGCAAACGGUUGGGGAAAGAAAACACCUGACAGGGGCUCCGUGGCUCAGGAUGCGAGGCAGGCAGUGAUGGCCAACCCCACGAGUGAUCCAGAGACAAGCAAAGACAUGGAGGAUCCUACAAGAGGCCUGGAGGAACUCUGUGAGAGCCCUGAGGAGGAUGAGAAGGCUCUGCUGCAUUCACACCUGGAACAGCAGCAUCACCUUAUCUGUAUACUGGAGAAAAAAGCAGACGACGCACACAAACGCUGCAGAAGCCUGGAGCAGCUCAACGUGGAGCUGGAGAAACUGAGGGCAGAGGACGCUGUGAAAAUGAAGACCCUGACCCAACGGAUUUACCAUCUGGAGGGGCGCUUCAUGGAUCUGGCCAAUAACCAUGAAAAAAUGAUCCAGUUCAAGAACGAACACAAGAAACAGCACAUGCAGCUGUGGGAGAAGAACAAGUGCCUGCGGCAGGAGAACGAAGCGCUCUUCAGCCAGACGGUGAGGGAGAAGGAAGCUGAAGUGCUCCAGCUCACUGCCCAGGCCAGAAAGCUCUCGCAACAGUUGGACUCCUUGCAGGAGAAAUGUGCUUAUGAGAGUCGUAGAGCCCAGGAGCGGGAAAAGGAGCUGCUAGAAGCUCAGAGUCUCCAAGCAAGCGCCUAUGCCUGGGAAGUCAAUUCAUUAAAAAAAGAGCUGCAACACCUCCAGGAGAAGCACCAACAAACUGCUGCACAGGUGGAGGGCGCUGAAAGUCAGCAGAGGGCUCAAGGCAGCAAGCUGCAGGCCAAGCUGGAGAGGACAAAUGAGGAGAAAGAGCGGCUCCAGAACCUGGCCAUGGAGAGGGGCAAAGCUCUGCAAGAUAAGCAACAGAAAAUUGAACAACUGGGGAGGAAGCUGGAGAUUGCAGAAAACGCCAGGCAGAGAGCAGGAAAGUGCCUCGUGAACGAGGUGGCAGCGGCAGACAAUGAUCUGAAGGUCCAAGAGCUCCAACGACAGCUCGAAAGCAGCAAGCAGGCAUGCAGCGAGCUCUCGCUGCAGUUCGAUGCUUACAGAAAGCACAGCAUGGAUUUACUGACUAAAGAGAAAGCACUGAAUGCCAAACUCCGUCAUUUUAUUGUGUAAAUGCAUCUUCCUCCUCUGUUCUCAUCUUGGCAGGUGCCUGCCUCUACUGUAACACACCGCUGCAUUUUGUUCCUCUCCACGAGACCCUCUUUUGGCAGAGACCAUUUUCUGAUUUCUCCGCAGUUACCAGUUUAAAUCCUA
Molecule: messenger RNA, 1311 nt
Organism: Athene cunicularia (burrowing owl)
Lineage: Eukaryota; Metazoa; Chordata; Aves; Strigiformes; Strigidae
Gene: CCDC89
Product: coiled-coil domain containing 89
Source: RefSeq, a predicted model, not a curated record